AUGGCAUCAUACAUUCGUACAAUACUUGGUAAAUUAUUUGGUAAAUCCGAAUAUCGAACAUUAAUUAUGGGUCUUGAUGCGGCUGGUAAAACGAGUAUUCUUUAUAGAUUAAAAUUGAAUGAACAUGUUAUGACAAUACCUACAAUUGGUUUCAAUGUAGAAACAUUAACAUUUAACAAAGCUUCAGUGACAAUGUGGGACGUUGGAGGACGUGAUAAAAUUCGUCCUUUAUGGCGACAUUAUUUUCAAAAUACCCAAGGACUUAUUUUUGUUAUUGAUUCUCACGAUGUCGAACGAUUGGAAAAUGCAAGAGAUGAUAUUUGGCGUGUUCUAGGAGAAGAUGAAUUAAGAGAAAUACCUUUAUUAAUUUAUUUCAAUAAAACUGAUUUACCUAAUGGAUUAAAACAAAAAUAUGCUAUUAAAGAAAUGAAAUUAAAUGAGAUUAAAAAUCGAAAUUGGCAUUUACAACCAUGUUCGGCUUAUACAGGUGAUGGUGUGCAUGAAGGUUUAGAUUGGCUAAUACGUGCAAUGAAAUCUCCACUUUCUUCUCAAUCAACAAUUUCUACAACUGCAAACAAUGUCAGUCAAGCUGAAAAUCAAUCGUUACAAUGGUUAUCUCAAGUAGAUAAUGAGACAAAUGAAGAAUUUGCUGAUAAAUUUGUCAAACAUGAUUUAUCAAGUGAAACAUUUGAUCAUCGCACAUUAGUUAGAAUAAUCUGGUGUUAUUUAAAGAUAUUUGGUCGAAAAGAAACAAUUAAAUCAGUAUUUGAUAAUCUAAAUUUUUAUCUUAAAAAUGUAAAUGAAACAUUAAUUUAUUUUUGGAUUCAAAUUGUUCAUUAUGCUUGUGAAGCAACAAAAAAUCCAACAAAUGAUUUCUCAGGAUUUUUAUUAAUGAAUCCACAAAUUCUAAAUGAAAUUGAUUUACCAUUGACUUAUUAUAAAAAAGAUACAUUAUUCAGUAAUCAAGCUAAAACAGCAGUUGUCUUACCAGAUAUUAAACCAUUACCAAGUAUUAUACCGUCAUCAAAUUCUACGAAUAAUAAGAUAAAGACACAAUCUCUUCGUGAAUUUGAUGAUGAUGAUGAAUUAUUAAAAGAAUUUGAAUCUUGUACAUUGACAUGUUGGUCACAUAAAAUUCAUUUACAUAUAACAUGGCUUUAUUUAACACGUGAUGGUCGUCGGAUUGGUGUUAAUAAAAUAUUUGAUAAUAUGAAAAUUUUUUUUCAAUCUAAUCAAAUAUCACCAAUGAUUAAAUUUCAUUUUACAUUGACUUAUUUUUGGAUUCAAAUGGUUGAUUUAGCUAUUGCACAAAAUUCAAAAGAUCUAAAUUUUAAAGAAUUUAUUGAGAAAAAUCCACAUCUAUUGAAUGAAAAUUUAUUCUUAGAUUAUUAUAAGAAAAAAACAAUAUUAGACAAUCCAACUGCACAAGAACAAAUGGUUUUACCUGAUAUUAAACCUUUACCAACAUUAGUUACAUCUAAUAACAAAAAAUAA
Adineta steineri is the source of this 1494-nucleotide messenger RNA. NCBI's taxonomy places the organism in Eukaryota, Metazoa, Rotifera, Eurotatoria, Adinetida, Adinetidae. The record is from the annotation of a GenBank genome assembly.